Drosophila eugracilis is the source of this 1299-nucleotide messenger RNA. It is a transcript of the gene Or22c, whose product is annotated as odorant receptor 22c. Gene Ontology annotation, biological process: sensory perception of smell; detection of chemical stimulus involved in sensory perception of smell. Bases 1 to 1209 code for a protein of 402 amino acids. Gene Ontology annotation, molecular function: odorant binding; olfactory receptor activity. Lineage: Eukaryota; Metazoa; Arthropoda; Insecta; Diptera; Drosophilidae. The transcript is spliced from 6 exons. Gene Ontology annotation, cellular component: plasma membrane. The record is from RefSeq and is a predicted model, not a curated record.
AUGAUUGACAGCGGGGAGCCUGCUAUUGCUGGGCACUUCUACAAAAUUCCCAGGCUCUCCGGCCGCAUUGUGGGACUGUGGCCACAAAGGAUCAGGGGCAGUAGUGGUCGGCCUUGGCACGCUCAUCUGCUCUUCGUGUUCGCCUUCGCUGUAGUAAUGGUAGGUGCUGUGGGCGAAGUGACCUACGGCUGUGUCCAUCUGGACAACCUGGUGGUUGCUCUGGAGGCAUUCUGCCCAGGGACCACCAAAGCAAUGUGUGUUUUGAAGCUGUGGGUCUUCUUCCGCUCCAAUCGCCGGUGGGCGGAGCUGAUCCAACGCUUGAGAGUCAUGCUGUGGCAAUCGCGACGAGAGGAGGCACAGAGGAUGCUGGUCAAACUGGCCACUACGGCCAACAGACUUAGCCUAUUGCUGCUCAGCUCAGGCACCAUGACGAACACCGCCUUCAACCUGCAACCUUUGAUUAUGGGCCUGUAUCGCUGGUUCUUUGAGUUGCCGGGUCAAAUUGAACUGCCCUUUAACAUCAUACUGCCUGCCUUUGCCCUGCAGCCAGGACUUUUUCCGUUCACCUACGUCCUGCUGACCGCUUCCGGUGCCUGCACCGUUUUCGCCUUCAGUUUCGUGGAUGGAUUCUUCGUUUGCUCCUGCCUUUACAUUUGCGGAGUUUUCCGGGUUGUCCAGCAGGACAUUCGCAGGAUAUUUGCCGAUUUGCAUGGCGAUUCAGUGGAUGUUUUCACGGAGGCCAUGAACGCGGAAGUGAGGGACAGACUGGCCGGAGUUGUGGAGCGGCACAAUGCGAUUAUCGAUUUCUGCACGGACCUAACACGCCAGUUCACCGUUAUCGUUUUAAUGCAUUUCCUGUCCGCCGCUUUCGUCCUUUGCUCGACCAUCCUGGACAUCAUGUUGAACACGUCGUCACUGAGCGGCUUAACCUACAUCUGCUAUAUCAUCGCGGCCCUAACGCAGCUAUUCCUCUACUGCUUCGGUGGCAAUCACGUCAGCGAGAGUAGUGCUGCUGUGGCGGACGUGCUGUACGACAUUGAGUGGUACAAAUGCGAUGCGAGGACUAGGAAAGUGAUUUUAAUGAUAUUGCGGCGUUCGCAGCGGGCAAAAACAAUUGCGGUACCGUUUUUUACGCCCUCACUGCCAGCCUUCGGUUCUAUACUCAGCACAGCCGGCUCAUAUAUCACGCUACUGAAGACGUUUCUGUAAGCCUAUGCGGCGUAUGAUUGAUAUACCGGAUUGGAUUUUGUCCUUCAUUGUUUUGUUUAAAUUAAAACCGGCAACCGAAUGGACAUUAAA